AUACCAAACCAAGCGAGCUUUUUGUAUAUCAGCAGAAGAAGUCGAAUACAACACGAUUAUUGUUGUUAUUGUUUCCAAGUCUUGGGUUUUCUCGCUGUGAAUUUCGAUUCCAGUUUUAGAGCUUGUGGGUUUCAUUUUUCUUGUUAUUUAUUAAGAAGAAAGAAGAGUUAAAGAUGAGUGGAGAGAGUGUGACCCUUGACCUUCUUCAGAGAAAAAUGGAUCAGUUUGCAAAGGAAAGAGACUGGGAGAAGUUUCACAGCCCUAGAAACCUUCUUUUGGCUAUGGUUGGAGAAGUAGGUGAACUUUCAGAGAUAUUUCAGUGGAAAGGCGAGGUUCCUAAAGGACUGCCAGAUUGGAAAGAAGAAGAAAAAGUACACCUGGGUGAAGAACUUUCUGACGUAUUGCUUUACCUGAUUAGGCUCUCUGAUAUUUGUGGAAUUGAUCUCGGAAAAGCUGCCCUUCGUAAAAUUGAACUCAAUGCACUCAAAUAUCCAGUCAAAGGGUGUUCAAACAAUGUUACCAACACUAGCACUUCAGAUUGACCUAUGAAGUUCUCAGACUAUACAGUGUUUGGUUCAUACUCAAAAGGAAAAGUAGUUAAUAUCUUAUUUAUUAUGCUUUAUAAUUGCAUUGAUAAGUUUUCUAUAUUAGUCGUGUCGGUGGUGGAUUCUGAGAAGUACUUGAAUAGUAUUCGUUUUACUUUUGGUCUUGGUCUCAAGUAGUUGGGUUGAAAACAUUGACAUUUCCUAGUAUGGUCGUUGUUGGUUUAGCAUUAAUUUCUCUGAGAUUUUUUUUCACUA
This is a messenger RNA of Olea europaea var. sylvestris, 800 nucleotides long. RefSeq names its product dCTP pyrophosphatase 1-like. Gene Ontology annotation, molecular function: nucleoside triphosphate diphosphatase activity. Gene Ontology annotation, biological process: nucleoside triphosphate catabolic process. The transcript has 2 exons. NCBI's taxonomy places the organism in Eukaryota, Viridiplantae, Streptophyta, Magnoliopsida, Lamiales, Oleaceae. The record is from RefSeq and is a predicted model, not a curated record. The coding region runs from base 174 to 542 and encodes 122 amino acids.